UAACAGUCAACAACAUACAGUGGAAGCAAAGCAGGUGAUGGUGAGGAGUGAGGAAGAAGAAGAAGAAAAGCAUGUUGUCAAUUAUAAGGAGAAGCAGGGUGAUGUCCUCAUUCUUGUAUUACCAUCAGUUCUCCAAAACCCUCUUUCUCAAAAACAACAACAACAAGUAUUCAGUAUCAGGGUCAGAGCGAGGGUUUCAGCAUCAGCAUCGGCAUCAGCAGCAGCGGUGGAAGUGGGGGAAGGGAACAGAUGAUGGGUACGAUCACAUAAGAGCGGAAGUUAAUUGCCCACGUUGCACCAAACAAAUGACCGUUAUAUUCUCUAACCGACCCUUAUCCAUUUCGGGUCGGCAACCGGGUAUGUACCAUGCCCUCAAUCUCUGUCCCACUUGCAGAACUGCCUUCUACUUCACCCCACACAAGCUCUCUCCUUUGCACGGCUCUUUCAUCGAGAUUGGCACCGUUAACCUUAACAACAACAACCCUCACCCUCACCCUCACCCUCAAUCUUUGGGGUUUUCUCGACCCACAACCAAUCCCAAUCCCAAUGCCAACGAUUUGCCAACACCCAAGCAGAUUUUUAAGGCCCUCAACGACUUUGUGGUUGGUCAGGAAAAAGCUAAAAAGGUGCUUUCCGUGGCUGUUUACAACCACUAUAGCAGGAUACGCCUUCCAUCCUUCAAUCAAACUCAGUCGCUGGAUAACGAUGAUCAAAAUGAUUUCGUUGACCCAGAAAAAAGCAACGUAAUGCUCAUUGGUCCUACAGGCUCAGGAAAGACAUUGCUCGCUAAAACUCUGGCCCGUAUUGUAAAUGUACCAUUUGCCAUUGCUGAUGCAACAACGUUGACCCAGGCAUGUUAUGUUGGAGAAGAUGUCGAGUCAAUAUUGUAUAACCUUCUCGUGGAAGCUGAUUUCAAUGUGGAAGUAGCUCAGCAAGGGAUUGUCUAUGUUGAUGAAGUUGAUAAGAUUACUAAGAAGGCUGAGAGUUUAAACAUUGGAAGAGAUGUAUCUGGGGAGGGAGUUCAGCAGGCCUUACUGAAAAUGCUGGAAAGCACUGUAGUGAGUGUACCUGAUAAAGGAGCUCGCAAGCAUCAUUCUGGUGAUAGCAUUCUGAUUGAUACAAAAAACAUUCUUUUUAUAUGUGGAGGGGCCUUUGUUAAUUUGGAGAAGAUCAUCUCUGAAAGGCAGCAAGAUUCGUCCAUUGGAUUUGGAGUACCAGUUCGUGCAAAUAUGAGGGCUUGUGGGUUCCCUGAUGCUGCAGUAACUUCAUCACUUCUAGAGAAUGUAGAAAGUGGUGAUCUAAUUGCCUAUGGCCUUAUACCUGAAUUUGUGGGGCGUUUUCCAAUUUUAGCUGGGUUGUCUGCUUUGAAUGAGGACCAACUUUUUCAAGUCCUUGUUGAACCUAAAAAUGCCCUUGUUAAACAGUACAGGAAGAUGUUCAGAAUGAAUAACGUCAAUUUACAUUUCACUGAUAAUGCUUUGAAACUGAUUGCCAAAAAAGCCAUGGCAAAGAACACUGGUGCCCGUGGUUUAAGAGCCUUACUAGAAAAUGUUCUUACUGAGGCGAUGUUUGAGAUUCCAGACAAGGCCAAUAUUGAUAACAUAAAAGGAGUCUUGGUUGAUGAAGAGGCCGUUGGAUCCGUGAAUGGCCCUGGUUGUGGAGCAAAAAUCCUGUACAGAGACGAUGGCGCAUUGAAGGGUCAAACAAGAGCCAUAUGUUUGUAAAUAGUGUAUAGCUUAUUGUAAAGUCCUCCGUUUCUUCUUUAUCAUCCCUAUUUCUUUCUUCAAUCAUUUUCUCCCCUUAUCCUUUUUGUAUAUCCCUUAUCUUUUUGUAUAUCCCUAUUUCUUUCUUUUUGCAUUUGAAAUAAACUGUGAAGUAUGUAUACCAUAAUGUUAACUUAAAUGUUGUUAGACUUAAGAGGCACCAUAAGGAGCAGCGAGUAGACAAAGCAUGAUGGAUCAGCAGUUUAGGCCUUAAGAGAGCUAGCCUUUCAUAGUCUGGAUUUGGCCUAACAGG
Molecule: messenger RNA, 2016 nt
Organism: Gastrolobium bilobum
Lineage: Eukaryota; Viridiplantae; Streptophyta; Magnoliopsida; Fabales; Fabaceae
Product: CLP protease regulatory subunit CLPX2, mitochondrial
Exons: 13
Coding region: 72-1724 (550 amino acids)
Biological process (GO): proteolysis; protein folding; protein catabolic process
Cellular component (GO): mitochondrial matrix
Molecular function (GO): ATP binding; ATP hydrolysis activity; ATP-dependent protein folding chaperone
Source: RefSeq, a predicted model, not a curated record